AUGACAGACGAACUUAGAACGAUCGAGAGGAAAUUUGGUAACCUCAGCAAGUACAGCAUACAGGUGAACCAAUGGAUCUUGAAGCCAAUAGGCGCCUGGCCUAUUACAAAUUCAACCACCACUGUCGAGAAAAUCACGACACGGAUGUUAACUGUCGUUUGUUGGUGCUUUUCGCUGUUUACUAUAAUUCCUGGCGUUUUAAACAUUAUGCUGGAAAAAGAAGACAUCUACCUUAAACUGAAGACACUUGGUCCUCUCAGUCACUGGUGUGUUGGAGGAUUCAAUUACGCUGUGUUGUUGCUACGUAAAAACGACAUUCAUUACUGUAUAGAGCACAUAAGAACUGACUGGAAGAUGAUCACGAGGUCGGAGGAUCAACAAGUGAUGCUGAAGAACGCGAAACUCGGUCGUUAUGUCGCUGGUUUCUGCGCGGCUUUCAUGCACGGCGGUGUUUUUUGUACGUGUCUUGUAUUAGGAGCGUUCAAACGAACCAUCGAAAUCGGAAACGAGACCAUGGCCGUGUACACUUUACCCUGUCCAGCGUAUAAAUUUCCAGUUCAAACGAAUCCGACGCACGACAUCAUUCUCGGCACGCAAUUUUUGUCAGCGUUUAUCGCGAGUUCAAGUGCAGCUGGGGCAUUCAGUCUUGCUACAGUUUUCGCGAGCCACGCUGUUGGACAGUUGAGCAUAAUGACGACAUGGGUCGACGAAUUCGUAAACCGACAGUCGAGAGAUGAGAACAACAACGACUGUGUUAACAAAAUAGGUAUAAUCGUUGAACAUCAUUUGAGAGUACUGAGUUUCAUAGCACGUAUUGAACAAAUAAUGAGCCCAAUAUGCUUCAUGGAGAUAUUUAAAUGUAUGCUGGGUAUGUGCAUGCCUAGCUAUUACAUCCUUGCGGAAUGGUCUGAACAUAAUAUUCAGAACUUAACUUCCUAUGUCAUGAUAAUAAUAUCUAUGACUUGCAACAUUUUUUUAGUCUGUUACAUCGGUGAAGUAUUAUCGGAAAAGUGUAAAAAAAUUGGAGACAUGGUUUAUAUGACAAACUGGUAUCAUCUGCCCGACAAAAAUAUUCUAAGCAUGAUUAUGAUCAUUUCACGAUCUAGCGUGGAGGUGAAAAUGACUGCCGGAAAGAUAAUCGACAUGUCCGUGUUCACAUUUGCCAGUAUAGUAAAAACAGUUUUUGCAUAUUUAAAUAUGCUCUGUCAGACGACGAUGAUGUAA
Molecule: messenger RNA, 1224 nt
Organism: Frieseomelitta varia
Lineage: Eukaryota; Metazoa; Arthropoda; Insecta; Hymenoptera; Apidae
Product: odorant receptor 4-like
Exons: 5
Coding region: 1-1224 (407 amino acids)
Biological process (GO): detection of chemical stimulus involved in sensory perception of smell; sensory perception of smell
Cellular component (GO): plasma membrane
Molecular function (GO): olfactory receptor activity; odorant binding
Source: RefSeq, a predicted model, not a curated record